This is a messenger RNA of Agrilus planipennis (emerald ash borer), 1537 nucleotides long. RefSeq lists its product as uncharacterized. NCBI's taxonomy places the organism in Eukaryota, Metazoa, Arthropoda, Insecta, Coleoptera, Buprestidae. The transcript is spliced from 6 exons. Gene Ontology annotation, biological process: glutathione metabolic process. The record is from RefSeq and is a predicted model, not a curated record. Gene Ontology annotation, molecular function: glutathione transferase activity. The coding region runs from base 137 to 1444 and encodes 435 amino acids.
UUCAAGUGCAAGGGUCGGUGUGGGUCGACGACUAGAGGAAGUUUGAUAUUAUUCAAUAAUAUAAUAAAUAACAACUGCUUUUUGUCAUUGCAGUUAGUAACACAUUAAGUCCAUUGUACUAUUGUAACCAACAGCAAUGGCACCAACACUUUACUAUGCGAACGCUAGCUGUCCCUCCAGGAGCGUACUUCUCGCGGGAAAGGCUCUUAAGAUUGACUUCGAUCUCAAGCCCGUAAACGUAUUUGAGAAAGCACAGCUGAAACCCGAUUUUAUAAAGAUUAAUCCACAACAUACCCUUCCAACAUUGGUUGAAGAAGACGGAUUUGUUUUAUGGGAUAGCCACGCUAUAAAUGCAUAUCUGGUUGGUAAAUUUGGCAAAGACGACUCCUUAUACCCAAAAGACCUCAGAAAAAGGGCAAUUGUAGAUCAAAGGCUUCAUUUUAAUAAUGGCACAUUACUUCCCAGAUUUUUGAAUAUUUGCUACCCCGUCCUGAACGAUAAUGUCAAAGAAGUGACCAAAGCCCAAAGAGAGAGCACAAAGGAGGCUUAUGGCUUUCUGGAAAUUUUAUUAGCAGAAAGCGAAUAUACUGCAGGCAAUCAACUUACCAUCGCUGACUUUAACAUAGUCGCGGUUCUUACUAACAUGGAAGCGUUUGUACCAAUCUGUCCAAAGGAAUAUCCACGAAUAAAUGCAUGGAUGAAAAAAAUGGAAUCUCUUCCUUACUUUAAUGAGGUUGUUGAAGACGGAAGGAAACAAUUUGCUGACAUUGUUAAAUCCAAACUUUCAAUAAUGGCUCCUACUUUGUACUACAUGGAAGGCGGUGCUCCGGCAAGAAGUGUAUUUUUUACAGCAAAGGCCCUUGGCAUUGAACUCAAUUCAAAAUUUGUGAAUUUAUUUGCUGGAGAACACAAGAAACCAGAAUUUUUAAAAAUCAAUCCACAGCAUACAGUACCAACAUUAGUGGAUGAAGAUGGAUUUGUUUUAUGGGACAGCCAUGCCAUCACCCCUUACUUGGUAGGAAAGUAUGCCAAAAAUGAUUCGCUGUAUCCAAAAGAUCUGAAGAAAAGGGCGGUGGUAGAUCAAAGACUCCAUUUCAACAACAGUGUUCUUAGUGUCAGACUUAGCUUUCCAUCUAAAGCAUUCUUCUUCGCCAAUGCCAAGGAAGUGUCGAAAGAACACGCUGAUUCCUUGAAAGAAGCUUAUGGAUUUUUGGAAGCUUUCUUGGACGGUAACGAUUACUUUGCUGGUGAUCAUCUCACGAUUGCAGAUUUCCACAUUGCUGCGACUCUCACCACUGCAGAUAUUAUAGUACCUGUAUCUCCUUCCGAGUUUCCAAGAAUUACGAACUGGUUGAAAAGGAUCAAGGCUCUUCCUUAUUAUAAGGACGUAAACGAAAAGGGAUUACAAAUAUAUACAGAAUUAAUUAACUCAAAACGUGCGUAGAUGCAUGUGUAUCUAUUAUUAUAAUUUAAGUGGGCACUUCAGUAUUGUACAGUUUUGUUUUUAUAAUAUUAGUGAUGAAACUGAUAAUAAAAA